Perca fluviatilis (European perch) is the source of this 10932-nucleotide messenger RNA. It is a transcript of the gene cacna1aa, whose product is annotated as calcium channel, voltage-dependent, P/Q type, alpha 1A subunit, a. The transcript has 51 exons. NCBI's taxonomy places the organism in Eukaryota, Metazoa, Chordata, Actinopteri, Perciformes, Percidae. Gene Ontology annotation, cellular component: neuronal cell body; membrane; voltage-gated calcium channel complex. Gene Ontology annotation, biological process: chemical synaptic transmission; calcium ion import across plasma membrane. Gene Ontology annotation, molecular function: high voltage-gated calcium channel activity. The coding region runs from base 1266 to 8906 and encodes 2546 amino acids. The record is from RefSeq and is a predicted model, not a curated record.
CCUCCCCUUGGGGCCGCUGGACGAAGAGAGAGGAGGCCGUGAGGAACGCUCUACCCUACUCCAAUCAGAGAGAGAGAAAGGACGCUCUGCCAGGACAUUUGGGCUUAUCAGUGCGGACGAAGGUAGACUUUUCGGGGCGGGGAUGGUGAGGGACUUUUUCGACACUGCUGCACCUCGAACAUCCAAACCAAGAUCAUGAGAGGGUGUAAGACGGCGGAGAAGCGGCCGUCAUACCCUUGUUUUUGACGACGCCGUCCGUGUGUCCCUUUCUCAGCUUCUGGAUGGCCGCGCAGGUGACGGAGAGGAGAUGAUGGUUGCAACGAGGGAGGAUAUUAUUGAAUUCGUUUGAGACAAUUAUUUCAUCUUCAGCGCUUGACAACAAUGACACCGACAUUUCAAAGGAAAACGGUAUUUUUCUUUCUCCUUUCUACUCGAGAUUGUGCACUCUGAAAUAAGACGCAUUAAUAACAAAUGUCAGAAUUGUCCUGGUCUCCAGGCUUAUUAGGUCGCACUGGUAAAACAACUGUAAGGUGGCGGGAGCCCCAUUAUUCCCACACACUAUGCCAAACAUUGCGGAUGUUUCGAAAUUAAAUAAAUAAUAGUAGCUUUUUCCCUUGUCAAUGCCUUUUAAGUCUUCGGAACCGCGACCGUUUCCAAAAUGAACGUCACUGACGGCCAUAGCUACGGGCUGUUAACCAUUUUCCCAGAUUUAUUUUCGACAAUCUGAUUUAUUGAGGCCUGUGUGAUUUAGAGUCGUUUAGAUUGUCAUUACAUGCUGUCAUGAGAGUAAAGAAAUAAAUCGUCCACAAAGGUGCAGGAGGCUGUGGUGCGCUCUGAUGCAGGCAUGAACCAUGGAGAACAUGAAACAUUCAUGUUAACUCGCUACAUUCUCCCCAUGAUUUCAUGUUGGGGGCGAAACCUGCUUCAUACGGACAUAAGAACCGACUAAGACUGAGACACCCCACAGCACUACCCUACAGUGCAACCAGUCAGCCAACCGACCACACAUUUAAUUUCCUCACACCCACAAUUGGCCGUUGGCAGAGACGCAGAAGGAGACAGCAGCCUACAUGGGCGUCCUCGUCUGCUAAAACCAGCAUAGAACCGCUCGCCGGGUGCAGGUGUUCAGCGUAAGCUUACAAGACAACCCGUUGUGCAUAUGAGACGUUCUGAUCCAGAUGGGAUGUAAUGUUGUGUGGCUACACAGCUGAGCAUUGGUCUUCUUCUCCGCUGCUUCGUGAAGAUUGGCUUUCGGUGGUCAGAGAAUGGCGCGGUUCGGAGAUGAGGUACAGUCCAGGUAUGGCGGAGGGCCCGGCAGUGGGGGCCCGGGCGGCCGCGGUGGUAGCAGGCAAGGAGGACCCCACGGACACGUUCACGGCCACGGGCAUGGCCACGGGCAUGGCCACGGUCCACCCGGAGGGCCCGGGACCCAGAGAAUGUACAAGCAGUCUAUGGCGCAGAGAGCCCGGACUAUGGCCCUCUAUAACCCCAUUCCCGUGCGCCAGAACUGUUUCACUGUCAACCGCUCGCUGUUCAUUUUCAGUGAGGAUAACUUCGUCAGAAAAUACGCCAAAAAGAUCACCGAAUGGCCUCCAUUUGAGUGGAUGAUUCUAGCCACCAUCAUUGCCAACUGCAUCGUCUUGGCUCUGGAACAACAUUUGCCUGAUGGGGACAAGACGCCACUCUCUGAGCGCCUGGAUGAUACAGAGCCGUACUUCAUAGGGAUCUUCUGUUUUGAGUCUGGAAUAAAGAUCCUGGCACUUGGGUUCGCCUUCCACAAAAACUCCUACCUGAGGAAUGGAUGGAACGUCAUGGACUUUGUGGUGGUCCUCACAGGGAUCCUGUCCACUGUGGGUUCAGAUUUCGACCUGCGGACCCUCAGGGCUGUGCGAGUAUUAAGACCCCUCAAACUGGUGUCCGGUAUUCCUAGCUUACAGGUGGUGCUCAAAUCCAUCAUGAAGGCCAUGAUUCCUCUGCUGCAAAUUGGCCUGCUUCUUUUCUUUGCCAUCCUCAUGUUCGCCAUCAUCGGCCUGGAGUUCUACAUGGGCAAAUUCCACACAACCUGCUUUGACAAUCACACAGGUGAGAUCCGAGAAGAGUUUCCAUGUGGGACAGAGCCUCCGUCACGGCUGUGUCCAGAGGGCACCAUGUGUAGACAGUACUGGCUGGGACCAAACUAUGGCAUCACCCAGUUUGACAACAUCCUGUUUGCUAUCCUCACCGUCUUCCAGUGUAUCACCAUGGAGGGCUGGACUGACCUGCUCUACUAUAGCAACGAUGCCUCAGGGAGUGCAUGGAACUGGAUGUACUUCAUCCCCCUCAUCAUCAUCGGCUCCUUCUUCAUGCUCAACCUGGUGCUGGGUGUGUUGUCAGGGGAGUUUGCCAAAGAGAGAGAGCGUGUGGAGAACAGGAGUGAGUUCAUGAAGCUCCGAAGACAGCAGCAGAUUGAAAGGGAACUCAACGGUUAUCUGGAGUGGAUCUGCAAAGCUGAAGAGGUCAUCUUGGCGGAUGAUGACAAUGAAAAUGAUUAUGAUGGCUCCCGCAGAAGAGCCACAAAAAACCAUAAGAGCAAAGCUGAGCUGCUAAACCCAGAGGAAGGGGACGGUGAUUUGGCAGUAGGGUCACCGUUUGCCCGUGCCAGCUUGAAGAGCUCAAAGCUCGAAGGAUCAGAUUUCAAGCGGCGGGAGCGACGGCUACGCUUCCUUAUCCGACACGUUGUUAAGUCCCAGGCCUUCUACUGGACCGUACUGUGUUUGGUGGGCCUUAACACUAUGUGUGUGGCUGUAGUGCACUAUGACCAGCCAGACCCACUGUCGGAUUUUCUAUAUUUUGCUGAAUUAAUCUUCCUGGGGAUAUUCUUGACGGAGAUGUGUGUGAAGAUGUAUGGCCUGGGCAAGCAGGCCUACCUCAACUCCUCCUUCAACUGCUUCGACUGCAUUGUGAUAUGUGGUAGUAUAUUUGAAGUGCUGUGGUCCAUCAUCCAGCCGGGCACGUCGUUUGGCAUCAGUGUGCUACGAGCUCUCAGGUUAUUGAGGAUUUUCAAAGUCACCAAGUACUGGGCAUCUUUGCGUAACCUAGUCGUCUCUCUGCUCAACUCCAUGAAGUCCAUCAUCAGCUUGCUCUUCCUGCUUUUCCUCUUCAUAGUAGUCUUUGCUCUGCUGGGCAUGCAGCUCUUCGGAGGACAGUUUAAUUUUGAAAAUGGCACUCCUCCGACCAACUUCGAUACCUUCCCCGCAGCAAUAAUGACAGUGUUCCAGAUCCUGACCGGUGAGGACUGGAACAUGGUGAUGUACGAUGGCAUCAAGUCUCAGGGCGGAGUCAACAAGGGCAUGGCCUUCUCUGUCUUCUUCAUCGUGCUCACACUUUUUGGCAACUACACUCUGCUGAAUGUGUUCUUGGCUAUCGCUGUGGACAAUUUAGCCAACGCACAGGAACUGACCAAGGAUGAACAAGAGGAAGAGGAGGCUGCCAGUCAGAAGAUUGCCCUGCAGAAAGCCAAGGAGGUGGCUGAAGUCAGCCCACUGUCUGCCGCUAACCUCUCCAUUGCAGCCAACAAAGUACACAGUGAGUGUCACAACGCUACCGACCCCUUUCUGGACUGUAAGGAGCAGCAGAAGAACAACAACAAGGGGAUCAACAAGUCAGUGUGGGAGCAACGUACCAAGGAGCUAAGGAGGCAGACUCUGGUGUCCAGCCGCGAGGCCCUCUAUAACGAGCUGGACCCUGACGAACGCUGGAAGGCAAGGACAGGGAGGGAGGAGCAAAACAAUGUGAACUUCUCACGUCACAUCCGUCCGGAUAUGAAGACCCACCUGGAUCGACCGUUGGUGGUCGACCCCCACGAGAACCGCAACAACAACACCAACAAGACCACUGCAAACAGUUCAGCAGACCUCUGCUUCAGCCAGCACCAUCCUGCUGAUGAGCUCCACAGACAAACACGCCUCCACGAACACGGUGGCCAAGUAGGUGGGGGUGGCGGAGGCGGCUCAGGUCCAGUCAGGGCUCCCUUGGAGAGGGGUGAGUCCACAGAGAGCAGGCGGAGUCGUAAAAGCGAGCACCACCACCCCAGCUCUCAUGUCCGAUUGGAUGCUACAGUGAUUCCUGGGCCAGGCUCGGAGGAGAGGCCUUCCAGGCGCCACCAUCACACCCGGAGUGGCAGUCGAGGGGGAGGGCAGUCAGAACACAGGAAGCCCAGGUCACAUCGAAAAAGUGCCGAAGAUGGCGAGGAUGGCGGGGGAGGAGCUGGAAAAACAGGGAGACAUAAGAACAAAGGGGUUGACAGAGGUGGUGGAGAAGGAGGAGAGCAGGAGGGAGCUGGGGAUGGCAGUGAGAGGAGGCCAAGAAGGAAUCGCCAUGGCAACCAAACGGACGGCGAGGGGAAGAGGAUGUGCCAGCACAGAAGGAAGGAUUGCAGUGUCCCUAACCUCUCUACUACACGGCCCAUUCAAAAGAGCCUCUCCAGGCAGGACAGCCAGUACAGUGAGGAUAUGGACAACCUCAUGAAUACCAAACUGGUCUCUGGCUCUACCCCAACCAGCGAGGUUCACCCUAAUCCAGUUGCCAACCACACUGUGGCCCCUGGCUUUGGAUCUGCCCUCCAUCUUGCCAACAGUGGCACUCAUGGGAGUUUAGUCACGUUAGAUAGCUAUGGGAGCAUCGCCCAUCACCGUACCAACAGUGUCAUUAGGCUGCCCCACCCUGACUACACAGCUGUAGACAUGCCAAUUUUUCCAUCCACCAAUGCCAUACUGCAGGUCAAUAAAAAUGCCAACACAGAGCCUCUGCCAGCGAAGGAGGAUAAGGACGAUGAUGAUGAUGAGAAGAGAAGGGAAGGAGGACCCAGGCCCAUGCCUCCCUACAGCUCCAUGUUUAUCCUGUCCACCACCAACCCGUUUCGGCGGGCGUGUCACUACAUCUGCACCCUGAGUUAUUUUGAGAUGACUAUCCUGCUGGUCAUUGCCAUGAGCAGUAUUGCCCUGGCUGCUGAAGACCCUGUCUGGCCCGAAUCCCCUCGCAACAAUGUCCUACGCUAUUUCGACUAUGUCUUCACAGGAGUAUUCACAUUUGAGAUGCUGAUAAAGAUGGUGGAUCUGGGCCUGGUCUUGCACCAGGGCUCUUAUUUCCGGGACUUGUGGAACAUCCUUGACUUUAUAGUGGUUAGUGGUGCUCUGGUGGCCUUCGCCUUCACCAGCGGCGGCGGGGGGAGCAGUAAAGGAAAAGACAUCAGCACUAUCAAGUCUCUUAGGGUGCUGAGAGUGUUACGACCUCUGAAGACUAUUAAACGUCUUCCCAAACUCAAGGCUGUGUUUGACUGUGUGGUGAACUCUCUGAAGAAUGUGCUCAACAUCCUGAUUGUCUACUUACUCUUCAUGUUCAUCUUUGCUGUGGUGGCUGUGCAGCUCUUCAAGGGACGCUUCUUUUACUGCACUGAUGAAUCCAAAGAGUUUGAGCGCGACUGCAGGGGCGAAUAUCUGGUGUAUGAACGUGAUAACGAAGUGAAGGCGCAGAAGCGGGAGUGGAAGAAGUACGAUUUCCACUACGACAACGUGGCUUGGGCCCUACUCACCCUCUUCACUGUGUCUACCGGAGAGGGGUGGCCGCAGGUGCUGAAGCAUUCAGUGGAUGCGACUUAUGAGAACCAGGGCCCGAGCCCGGGGUACCGGAUGGAAAUGUCCAUCUUUUACGUGGUGUACUUCGUGGUCUUCCCCUUCUUCUUCGUCAACAUCUUCGUGGCUCUCAUCAUCAUCACCUUCCAAGAGCAAGGAGACAAGAUGAUGGAGGACUAUAGUUUAGAAAAGAACGAGAGAGCCUGUAUAGACUUUGCCAUCAACGCCAGACCUCUGACACGCCACAUGCCUAAGAACAAGCUGAGCUUUCAAUACCGAAUGUGGGAGUUUGUGGUGUCGCCGCCAUUUGAGUAUACUAUCAUGGCAAUGAUCGCGCUCAACACAAUCGUACUGAUGAUGAAGUAUGACGGAGCUUCUGAAACCUAUGAAGCUGUGUUAGUCAACCUGAACAUAGUGUUUACCUCCCUCUUCUCCAUGGAGUGUGUACUCAAGAUCAUCGCCUUUGGAGUACUGAAUUAUUUCAAAGAUGCCUGGAAUAUUUUUGACUGUGUGACAGUUCUGGGCAGCAUUACUGACAUCCUGGUUACAGAGCUUGGGAUGAAUAAUUUCAUCAACCUAAGUUUCCUGAGGCUGUUCAGGGCAGCUCGUCUCAUCAAGCUGCUGAGGCAGGGAGAAACCAUCCGCAUCUUGCUCUGGACCUUCGUUCAGUCCUUCAAGGCACUGCCUUAUGUCUGCCUUCUUAUUGCCAUGCUGUUCUUCAUUUACGCCAUCAUUGGGAUGCAGCUGUUUGGGAAUAUCGCUAUUGAAGAAGAAGGAGAGAGCGCCAUCAACCAGCACAACAACUUCAGGACCUUCGUACAGGCUCUCAUGCUGCUCUUCAGGAGUGCAACGGGAGAGGCGUGGCACGAGAUCAUGCUGUCGUGUCUGGGGAGCAAGGAGUGUGACCCCCUGGCAGGGAAUCCAGAACCAGAGUGUGGCAGCCAGUUUGCUUACCUGUACUUUGUCUCCUUCAUCUUCUUCUGUUCAUUCUUGAUGCUGAAUCUGUUUGUAGCCGUCAUCAUGGACAACUUUGAGUACCUGACGAGAGAUUCAUCCAUACUGGGACCUCACCACCUGGAUGAGUAUGUCAGGAUAUGGGCCGAGUAUGAUCCUGCUGCCUGCGGUCGCAUUCAUUAUAAGGACAUGUACAGUUUAUUACGAGUUAUCGACCCGCCUCUCGGCUUAGGCAAGAAAUGCCCCCAUAGGGUGGCCUGCAAGAGACUGCUCCGUAUGGACCUGCCUGUGGCCGAUGACAACACGGUCCACUUCAACUCCACUCUCAUGGCCUUGAUCCGCACAGCACUGGACAUCAAGAUCGCCAAGGGUACGGAAGGUGGUGUUGACAAGCACCAGAUGGACGCAGAGCUGAGGAAAGAGAUGAUGGCAAUCUGGCCCAACCUCUCCCAAAAGACUCUGGAUUUGCUGGUUACGCCACACAAGUCAGCCACAGACCUGACAGUGGGAAAAAUCUAUGCUGCUAUGAUGAUCAUGGAGUACUACAGGCAGAGCAAGAUCAAGCGCUCGCAGGCUCUUCGGGAUGAGCAGAAUCGAACGCCAUUACUGUUUCAGCGCGUGGAGCCACCUUCCCCCACCCAGGAUGGGGGUCCGGGACUUAACAACGCCCUCCCUCCACCUGAGACAACAGAGACUGUCAACGGCCUGCCGGUGGAGGGGGGGGUCCCGGAGAGCCAUUCAUGGGUGACGGCUCGUGCUCAGGAGAUGUCCCAGAAAGUCGGCAGCUGGAGCCCUGAGGGACACCCUGAGGAUGGCCUGGGAAGCAUGACCAACUCUCAGACGGUAGAGAUGAGAGAGAUGGGGCAGGAUGGUUACUCGGAUACUGAGCAUUUUCCGCCAAUGGAAGGCCAUGGCAGGGCCGCUUCCAUGCCCCGCCUCCCAGGCGACAACCAACAGCGGAGGAAAGGGAGACAACGUGGCAGUAACCUCAGUACCAUCAGUGACAGCAGUCCAAUGAAACGCUCGGCCUCGUCGCUGGGCCACAGCAGGUCUGGGCGGGGCCACAGAGACAAAGGAGGGGCAGACGACUACAACAUGGAGUGUGUACCUGAAGAGGGGAGGACUUCCAGACAUGGACACCGUCGAAAAGACCGGAGUCAUCGGGCGUCUGAGAGGUCCCUCUGUCGCUACACGGAGGCUGACACAGGCCUGGGCACAGACCUGAGCACAACCACCCAGUCAGGGGACCUCACGGCCAAAGACAAGGAUCGUGACAGAGAUCGCGGCCGGUCCAAAGACCGUAAGCACCACCACCAUCAUCACCACCACCAUGGCUCUGUGGACAAGGAGCGCUAUGUAGCAGAUCGAGGGGGCGAGUUCGGACACAGGCACUCCCGCGACAGAGAGCAUGACCGGGAGAGGGAGAGGGAGAGGGAAAGGGACCGACGCUGGUCACGAUCGCCCAGCGAGGGCCGCGAGGGCCGCGAGGGCCGCGAGGGCCGCGAGUGCAUGACGCACAGACAGGGCAGUAGUUCGGUCAGCGGAAGUCCCGUCCCCUCAACCUCGGGGACCAGUACGCCACGCCGAGGCCGUCGACAGUUGCCUCAGACCCCCGCAACCCCCCGGCCCCAUGUUACCUACUCCCCUGUGGUCCGUAAGGCCAUGCCCACACCACCUGGGGGCCCACAGGGCCGACCCCCAGCCCCUGCCCCCCGUCGCUUUUCUCCUGAGCCUCCCCAGGGCCAGGGCCCUCCCCCCGCUGGCCUCCCACUAGCCCACCAUGGCACAACCCGCCAGGGUCAUCAUCCCCCUCCUCGCUGGGGAGACUCAGGUGGAGGAGGUGGCUCCAUGGAAGGGGAUGGCUGCUUCUACAACCAGGACUACCAAGACUAUGAGCCCCACCACGAACCACCUGCCUAUGAGCAGAGCCCCAUGCAGGGUAGCAGCCCCCACCCCCAUGCCCUGACCAAUCACCCAUUGCCGCCUCCCCCACAGCCACAGCCACAGCCACAUAACCCCCACCCCCCUCCCCAGCCACACCCUGUAAACAAUCCCCACCCUCAUCCACCGCCACACCCACAGCCCAGUCGCACCUCACCUAGGACUGCCGGCCAUGCGCCCCCUCCGACCACCGCCCUGACUGGGCCUGUACAGGGCCAGAUGCAGCCUGCUGCCCAGCGCCGCCUACCCAAUGGCUACCGCUCUUCAUCCCCUUCCACACAUCUCCAUGGACCCCAACAUACUGGGCCCCACAAGGUCCCUCCUCCAGCCGGGCAUCCUAGAGGUCCCCGCAAGGGCCUGCAUGAACCCUACAGCAAGACGGAGGACGACGACUGGUGCUAGCCUCUGGGGAUGGGGGAGGGGUGUAAGGAGGAAAAAAGAAUUGAUAGAUGGACCGAAAGACGGGAAGCUCUAAAGCCAGUGCUCUGACUGCCAGGGGAAACCAUGAUUCUUUCUUACUUGCCUGUUCAAUUUUGUUUUCUCUCUCCUCUACUGCUUGGCAUGUCCCAGUGAUGUGUGGUCUAGAUGAAGGGGUAGGUGUCAGGAUGGAACAAGAAUGCUGAGGCAGGAUCUGGAGAAACAAGUGGUGUAAGGGGAAACCAUGCACCUCCACGUUCUGCUUGCAUUAUUGUUGCAUUCAUAUCUUGAUGCCAAAUAAGACCAACCUCAAACUGCAGUUUUUAAGGAUGCAAGCAGGAGGGGUAAUGGACACUAGUCUUUGUGUGUCUUAAAUUAUGCCUCUGGCAACGAGCUACAGCCACUUACAAGAUGUCAACAGUUGCGAAUCGACAAAAGACACUUUACAGUCAGAGACAAAAGAACGACCACUGUUUAGUUUUUGCCUAUCAAAGCUACCUUCAGUUAAGUUCAGAAUCCAAUCCAACCCUCCCAGCCACCGGUUGAAUAUUGAUGAGUUUUAUCAUCUGUGUUUUUAAAUAAGAACAAAACUGACAAUGAGCCCUCCACCUGUAUGAGGUGAGGAGGCUAAGUGGGUGGGAGGGUUGGGGAGUGCUGCACGGGGGGUUGACGAGUCCCAUGGUCAAAAUCUAGAGGACAGGAUGGGCGCGUUGGUGAUGUUUACCGUUGUCCCUGGAGAAACACCCUCCUCGCAGAAUCAAACUGUUUAACUAACCUCAACCCAUGACCUAUGAGAGAAGAAAAAGAAAACGUGGAGAUGGGUUUCAGAAACAAACAAAAAAAAACACAAAAAAAACAAACCAAUAACUGUUUUCUGCAGUAUUUCUUCUUCUAUUCCUGCUUCUUCUUCCUCCUUCUCUUCUACUUAUCAAAACAUUGAAGCUUGAAUCUUCUGUUGCACCCCACACAGCUUCGUUUUUUAGACUUGCGGAGUUGUACACCCUGUGGAAUCCUGCAUGAAUGAUACAAAAAAUAAUAAUAAUAGCAACAAUGAGAAUCUACUGUAUGUGGGGGGAGAUUUUACUUGGUCCUUUCUGUUGUGGUCUGCAGGGCUUCUCUCUUUUUUUUUAGUACAAAUGCCUUUCUGUUUCUCUCUCUCUCCUCUGUAUGACAUUCUUCUCUCGGUACCUUCAUUACACUAAAAUCAAGUGAUAGAAGGCUAUGGGGAGAGCACUGUAUGUAUAUCUUAGAAGGAACGAAAUGAUUACUUUUUGCUUGCUUGUCUGUAUGUUCUGUGCCAGAUGCCUGCCACUGACACAACUGGAAUUGCACAUAAUUUUUUGUGGAAGUAACUUUUUGUAACUAAGGUGAUAAAGCGAUAUGCUGGGAAGCAGGGUAAAGUGGAUAAAAGAUGUGACGUCCAUAUUGGUGAAACAAGUCAGACAAAUCCGUAACAUCUCAAAGUCUUCCAGGGUUUGGGGUUAAAACAGAGACAUCAGAGGGAAAGAGACCAAUAGAAAGGUGGAGAAAGGAGAGAGACUCUUCAUCUUUGUUUUUUUUAUUGUUAUUGACUGUAAUGAUGGAUAAACAGAUAUCAUAAUAUAAACUAUUAAUGAUCAUGAUGGUCGUGAUAAUGAGACAGAUUCUGCAUAUUUGGUCUGUAUAUUCUGUUCUGUAUGUUCGUUUUGUUUUCAGCUCAGCUAAUCGUUUUUCCAACCCUGAGGUGGAGCUCUAACCCACAGUUGCAUUGUGGGAGAAUGAGUCUGCAGUAGGGCAAACAUGAGACAGAGAUUACCCAAAGCAGUCAAUUAGGUCUGCCUUUUUUUUUUGUAACUCUUUUUCAAAGACUAUAUAGAGUUUAGACAGUGGGUGAAUUUGAUUGUGAGCCCCAUUUUAAAGGUCCCAUGGCAUGAAAACUUCACUUUAUGAGGUUUUUUAACAUUAAUAUGUGUUCCCCCAGCCUGCCUAUGGUCCCCAAUUGGCUUGAAAUGGUGAUAGGUGUAAACCGAGC